This is a messenger RNA of Myxocyprinus asiaticus (Chinese sucker), 1034 nucleotides long. RefSeq names its product ubiquitin-conjugating enzyme E2 W-like. The record is from RefSeq and is a predicted model, not a curated record. The transcript is spliced from 6 exons. Lineage: Eukaryota; Metazoa; Chordata; Actinopteri; Cypriniformes; Catostomidae. The coding region runs from base 30 to 542 and encodes 170 amino acids.
UUGAUACUUUUUUGAAAUAUCGCUGUGAUAUGACACAUUUCGGUUCCUCUGGUGACCUUGUCGGUAGUGAUUUAAACACAAGGCAGUCAGCAGUUUCAUUCAAAAGAUUACAAAAGGAAUUGAUGGCAUUGCAAAGUGAUCCACCACCUGGGAUGACACUAAAUGAGAGAAGUGUACAGAACACAAUCACGGAGUGGUUUAUAGAUAUGGAGGGUGCACCAGGUACUCUUUAUGAGGGAGAGAAAUUUCAACUCCUUUUCAAAUUCAGUGGUCGAUAUCCUUUUGAUUCACCUCAGGUAAUGUUCACUGGAGAGAAUAUACCCAUUCAUCCACACGUCUAUAGCAAUGGUCACAUCUGUUUAUCUAUUUUAACGGAGGACUGGUCACCCGCUCUGUCUGUGCAGUCUGUUUGUUUAAGCAUUAUUAGCAUGUUGUCAAGCUGCAAAGAAAAGAGACGUCCUCCAGAUAACUCCUUUUAUGUAAAGACAUGUAAUAAGAAUCCAAAGAAAACAAAGUGGUGGUAUCAUGAUGAUACCUGCUAGUAUCUAAGCGCACCAUUUUGAUAUAGACUUUUAAGGUGUAUGAAGUACAUUAUUAUAUUGAGUCUUUGGAUUAAGACUGAACCAGCAGACCUGGCAAUUUGUGUAUGGAUUGAGCACACACUUCUGCUGACUGGGAAAAGUGCAAAGAAACUGCAGGAAUGUAACCCACCCAGCAAGGAUAUUUUGAUGGAAGCAAGUUGUGGGGAUUAUCUUUUUUUUUUUUCUUUUUUUUUGUAAUGUUUGAUUUAUGUUGUAUUGUUUUCUUUUCAUAAGCCUUUAAGGGUUUACACUGUUUGUGCAAUAAUAACUUAAGUGUGGGUUUGGAAUAAAAAGAAAGUCAGUGCAAAUCAGAAAACGAACUACUGUAAUAAAUCAUCAAAAGCAGAGACAAAUAUCUAUCUCUGCCUUGCUUGGUCAUGCACUGUGAAAUGUGAACAGGGCAAAGAUUUUAAUUUAAAUUUUAUCUGUAUAUUUUAAAACAAAUUUUUCUUU